This is a messenger RNA of Varanus komodoensis (Komodo dragon), 4847 nucleotides long. RefSeq names its product E3 ubiquitin-protein ligase MARCHF7-like. Gene Ontology annotation, molecular function: ubiquitin binding; zinc ion binding; ubiquitin conjugating enzyme binding. Lineage: Eukaryota; Metazoa; Chordata; Lepidosauria; Squamata; Varanidae. Gene Ontology annotation, cellular component: nucleus. The record is from RefSeq and is a predicted model, not a curated record. Gene Ontology annotation, biological process: protein autoubiquitination. The transcript has 11 exons. Bases 607 to 2835 code for a protein of 742 amino acids.
AGUGGAGAGAGGUGUGUGGUUGCUUUACUACUACUGAUCCAACGGGGACACUGAAAUCAGAUCUUCCCCAAUGUCUCCCUCGGUUUCAGCCUCAGAUGUGAAUUCUGAUCCGCCGACGUGGGCUCUUGAGUUUUAGCAACUUGAUUCUCCGCAAGUCCCAGCCAAAGACGUCAGGAACACUUUUCUGCUUUCUUUUAGAUUGGACCAUCAAGGCUAGGAGCUGCGCAAAGCCAGCAAGCGCCGCACGUCACCGCUCAGGAGCACCAAGGGCGAAAGUGGGAAUCGCACCAGGCGGUCCUUUAACCUUCCGCCUUCCCGGCAACCCCCGGGCGGGAAUUUAGCACAGCGACACCCUCAGAUAGACUCAAGAUAACAGUCUGGGACGGGUGGUCGCCGGUCUCGCGAGAGUUGGUUGUGGAGCGGCUGCUCGUGGCGAGUCUCGUCCGUUGGCUGCGCGGUGAUUGGCAGGCGGCCUGGGUGGCUCUCGCCCCGCCCAUUGCUCCAGCACUAAGCGGCCGCCAUUGUCAGCUCGGGCAGCAGCUGGAGGAGGAAGCACAAACGGAGAGUGGUGGGGCGGUCAGGCGGCACUGCGGCGGUAUAUAGAAAAUGGAAUCAAAACCGUCAAGAAUUCCACGGCGGGUAUCUGUUCAGCCAUCCAGUUCUCGAAGUGUUAGGACAGGAACUGGAAGUGGAGGAACCAACAUAACUGACUCAUAUCAUAUGAGAGAGUCUUCAUUGAGACCGGAAUCUGGAUGCCAGGAAUCUAGCCGGUUGCAUAGUUCCAGCAGAGACUGGGCAAUUGGAGAAAGUGAAGUAUAUGAAAGCCCAUGGAAGCUUCCAGCUUCAUCUCCAACUCGUUACUCAGGAACACUUGAUCGUCCAUGGUCUGGAAGAUUUUUGGGAAGCAGAAACAGAUUGUCUACAUCAUCAUCUUCGCCUCUUACAUCUUCUUGGCUUGGUGAAUCUGAAAGAACUCAGGGAGCAUAUUCUUCAAGGCUUCAUAACCAGCAACAGGAUACUGAUUCUAAAAGACCCAAACUUUCUUAUACAUCUACCUCUAGUGUGAGAAGUAAUGGCUUAAACACAGUCUCAGAUUCCUCAUGGAGGUACAAUGAUGUGUCCAGAUCUUCAUCUAUGGUACUUGGAUCAUUAGGAACUGAACUUGUGAGAGAGAGGAGAGAGCUAGAAAGAACAGAUCCAUCUGUUAGUCUUGUGGAUUGUAGUCACAGGAAUGGUGAUUUCCCAUCUUCAUCAUAUCUUCAGGAAAGAUCUGCUUCUUCAUAUGCACAGGGAGCAAGACCAAAAGAAAACUCAUUGAGUUCUUUGAGGCUGAACACAUCCAUGAACCGCCAGUUGCCUUCUGAACAUCAGUCAUCAUUACUGUCUAGAGACCAUAGCUGGAAUUCAAGAUCUAACUAUGUCUCAAGAGAAUUAGAGUCUACUCAAAGGAAUAUACAGCCAGAGUUUUCCCAUGGUGCCAUGAGAAGUGGAACCAGUUCCUCAAGCAUUUCUGAAAGGGUUAUGCCAUCCCAAAGGUCAUUAAGUGAACCUCCUGCAGAUACUGAAGGAAGGCGUACAACUCGGCAACUACUGUCUCGUUUAGCUUCUAGUAUGUCUUCCACAUUUUUUUCAAGAAGGUCUAGCCAAGACUCUUUGACACCAAGACCUCUAGGUUCUGAAGAUUCAACUGUUCCUAGAGCUCAGGGUUAUACCCAAGCUAGUGCUAUGAACACAGCUACAAAUUCUGAUGAUACAGAAGCUCAGACUCCUGAUGUUUCUCAGGGAUUUAGCUUUCUUCGAAGACGAUGGGGCCUGGCAGGUGUUUCACAAAAUUCUAGUAAUGAUUCGGAAGCUGAAAGUUACCGACAUGAUUCAGAAAAUAGGAAUGCAGGUUCUUGGUUGUCAUCUUCUCUGAGGAACAGGUGUACACCUUUAUUUUCCAGAAGAAGGAGAGAAGGAAGAGAUGAAACUGCAAGAACCUCUACCUCUGAAACACCUGCUAGAUCACUGCAUCUUUUUAGGAGAAGAGAAUCUGUUGGGGAGACAUCUCUUGAAGCACAAAAUGAUUCCCCCAGGUCUGCUGCUAGGCCAUCAACACCUGCAGUACCUAAUGGUGCUACAUCUGUUGCCUCGGGGCCAGAUUCUGUGCAAGGUAGAAGAAAUUCAGGAAUAUCAGGAAUGUUUCCUGGUUCUCUUUUCCGGUUUGCAGUUCCCCCAACACUGGGAAACAACUUGUCUGACAAUGUUAUGAUAACAGUAGAUAUUAUUCCCUCAGGCUGGAAUCAACCUGGAGGAGAAGAUAGUGACAAAUCUAAAAUACCACCUUCAAGAGAUCCUGAAAGGCUUCAAAAAAUUAAAGAAAGUCUCCUUUCAGAAGACUCAGAAGAGGAAGAAGGGGACUUAUGUAGAAUUUGUCAGAUGUCAUCCACAUCUGCUACUAACCUCUUAAUAGAGCCAUGUAAAUGCACUGGAAGUCUGCAGUAUGUUCACCAAGAGUGUAUGAAAAAGUGGCUACAGUCCAAGAUUAAUUCAGGUUCUUCUUUGGAAGCAGUAACCACUUGUGAGCUGUGCAAAGAGAAAUUGCAUCUCAAUCUUGACAAUUUUGAUAUCCAUGAGCUUCAUAGAGCACAUGCAAAUGAACAAGCAGACUAUGAAUUUAUCAGUUCUGGGCUUUACCUUGUAGUGUUGUUACACUUGUGUGAACAGCGCUUUUCAGACAUGCUGGGAACUACAAGUGAGGCCAACACACGAGUUCGGUUUAUUAAUCUUGCAAGAACUCUUCAGGCACACAUGGAUGAUAUUGAAAGCAUCCCAACAUUCCUUGAUACCAGCUGAUAUUGAUCUUGGCCAAGCUGGACACAGCAGGAGCAAGGAAUUUGUGAGCUGGCCCAUAAAGCAGAACUUUCCCAAUAAUUGUGGGGAAGGACUUACAUUUGUAGGGGGUAUGACCAGGAUCCAGGUACCAUUCCAUCCCCCAUGGAACAAUAAUAUAUCCUGUCUAAAUCUGUCUUCAGUAGUUGCCAGUCUUCUUUCUGCUUUUCUGUUGUUUAUUCUUCUUGGCCUCUGUUCCAACAGAUGACUACUGUAAUAACUCAAACCCUGUUUAUUAAACACAUUUGAUUGAUAAAAUUUCUUCCACUUAGGAAUUUUGCCUUCCAGUUCAAGGAGCUUUGGGAAUAUCUAGACUGUUGAUACACAUUGGGAGAAUAUGGAUGGUACUUUUAAAAGUUUUUAUGUCCCAUGUCAUUUAAUAUGGGAGAUUCCAUAAUAAUCAUAAUUAUGUAUUUAAUGGCUUUUCUUAGAAACUGUCCCUAUGCUAGUGCUAAAGAAGCCUUUUGAUGUUGUUAGUAAUAUUUCUAUAGUGCCAUCCAUAAACAUGCAGUUGAACAUAAAACCAAAGUAAAAUCACACAUGAUGCAGAAUUUCUUUUAUUGCACAGAUAACAGUUUGGCCUUUUGCCAUUUCUGAGCUGUAAAGUACAAAGUAGAAUUCAGGAACAGUCACUGGUCACCUCUGCACUAUACAGUCAAAAAAUGAAAGCAUAUAACCCUGUCCAUGUGACUAAAAAACUUCUGUUGCUUUUCACUCUAUAUCCAUGUGCAUAUUAAAAGCUGAUUUUAUUUUAACAUAAGUACAUAUAGUAUAUGUGUGUGUCUUUCCAUUUUUAAUUCUAGUGAUAACGGGGGUGGGAUAUUUAAAUCAAAUAGAUUUAAAUCAUGGUUUUUUACAUAAAGACUCAUUCUUGGUGGUAAAAUCUUAAUAUUUACAAUCAGAUGAAAGUUUCAUUUUUAGAAUAACAAAUUUUCAGAUUAGUUUUACCAUUAUAUAAAUACUGAUUUGGUUAUACUAUUAGAACCACACCAUAGAUAGAUAAUUAUGAAAGCAUUGCAAGGUGUUUUCAUUUUGCAUGCAUGCCUGCCUUACUCAUAGGUAUGAAUAUCCCAUAUUCAUUAAAAUAUUCCCAAACUAGGAAUAUCUCUUAAGGCCUGCUGCCAUUAUAGGUUUUCCUUUCCAGGGAAAGAAUAAUAAGAUAAACCUUAGGCUAGACACAAAAAGAUUCAAAGACUUGCACAGUAUUCUGCUCAAAAGGUUUCACUUACAUUUUUACAGCUUGCCCAUCCUUCCUCACACUUAGCUUCUUGUGCAGAUCUAUUCCAUUCCCAACAAUCUUCUUCUAUUCAUUGAUUUGUUUGAAAAUUAGCACUUAAGACGUGAAGGGUUGAUACUGUGUACAUAAAUUUGCAAAGGAACAAUGGGAUUAAGGUCUUUUUCUCAACUCUGUAUGUUUAUUUUAUAACAUUUUUGCUGUGAAGAAGACACGUGUGAUCUCUGCCGAUGCAAACUCACAGUUUUGAGAACUGUAAAACCAAGCAUCUGUGAUUAUAUCUUCUAGAUAGAAAAGUUGCCCAAUAAUCUUACAAAAACUUCUGGAAGUGCAUGACAUUGUGAAUGGAUUAAUGGAAUUCAUUUACCAAAAAAUUUAAACAUUGCAUGAAUAUGCAGCCUCAUGCUUCAUAAUUAAAAAAAUUAAUCCUUAUUUCAUGAUGAAUAACUUUUGGACUUAAUGUAUCUUAUCUUAAAGAUAGAAAACCAUCUUUAGCAUAUUAUUUAAACAAUCCAAUUUAAAUGUUAAAAAUCUGUUUGAGAUUUUUUUUUAAUCAUUGGUUUUUAUCCACCCUGAAAAAUAAGAUUGAUAUGUGUGGUGAAACAAGACUGUGGCUUUCAGUUUAGUAACAAUCCCAAUUCGAAAAUUACAUACCCCAUAUUAAAUAAUGCAUAUGCCAUACGCAAGUGAUAAAUUUCCCAUACCAUAGGUUUUUAGAAAGAAUUUUGAUUAUGUCCUAUAC